This is a messenger RNA of Ilyonectria robusta, 3570 nucleotides long. RefSeq lists its product as uncharacterized. The record is from RefSeq and is a predicted model, not a curated record. The coding region runs from base 42 to 3416 and encodes 1124 amino acids. Gene Ontology annotation, molecular function: protein binding. Lineage: Eukaryota; Fungi; Ascomycota; Sordariomycetes; Hypocreales; Nectriaceae. The transcript is spliced from 5 exons.
CUCGCCGCCGUGGCUGCAUUCUGGGCGUCCACCUCAAGGGAAUGGCCAGCUCUUCGCAACCUAUAGCGGUCGGUGGCCGUGUGAAAGGUCGUCAUGUUGUUGCAUCAUUAUUCAAUCGUCGAUUCUCAGGCGCCUCCGCUCCAACUGCCCCUGUUCUAGCGCUACAAGUUGUUGCCGCACCAAGCCCAACCAUACCCCCCGAUCCUGCUACGGCUGGCUCAACACUAACCCAGAGCACUGUAGAGCCUGAUCUCUGGCUUGAAGCUUAUCAAAAGGCGGACGAGAGGACGAGAAAGUGGAUCGGGAAGCUUUCCCCAAGUCACGACGACGCAGCGCACGUUAAGGAACUGGUGGCCCUCGUUCGGAAAAGAGAGCAAGAAUACAAGAACACGACGCCAAAGAUCAAGGUUGGAGACCGCGAGAUCAUAUGGAGGGACCACGCAGAUCGGGUGGUGGCGUGGAUGACGGCAAUUGGCGACAUCGCGGUCCAGUUCGCCCCUGCGCCAUGCUCGGCGAUAUGGGCAGCUCUGAAAGUCCUUCUGGAGGCAAAUGUCUCUCAAUGUGAGGACCUUGUCGCCAUCUUCGGGUGUGCCGAAAGAGUUCUCCGUCUGGUGAGGAGGGGCAAGGUCUACGUGAGUGUGUACAUUGUCGGAGCUGGUGCCAAUAUCGCAACGGAGGAUCUGCGAAAGGCAAUUGUAGAUCUUUACAGAAAGGCGCUUGAGCUCUUAGCCAACGCGGGUAAGCUUUUCGAAGAGGGCUGGGGAAAGAAGUUCCUCCGCGCUCUCGUCGACCCGGUACAGGGUGAACAGUUAGUGUCGGACCUCUCUCGGCUCGAACAAGACUUGACGGCGGCAUCUCAAGCCUGCGGAGCAGUCCUCGCAGCCGAGAAUAAGGCGCUUUUGCAAAGUCUCGAUACGCCGCUCCGCCACGUUGACGAUGGAAUACGAGAGCUGCUUGAAAAUAUCGAUGAGGCACAACUACGCGAGGCCCUGGAGUAUAUCAGUCCUAUCCGAUUUGGCAACCACCAUCAAAGCAAGCAUGAUGCGAGGACUUUAGGGACGUGUGAGUGGUUGUUGAAGCACCCUAUAUUCCUCGAAUGGGAAGAGUCCAGCUCAUCGUCGAUCCUAUGGCUCCGUGGUCAGAUGGGUGCCGGAAAAUCGUACCUCGCAUCGAGAGUCAUUGAUCGCUACCGGGUUGACCCCGGAUUGUCCGGUGACCGAGAACGCAAGUGCGACGAGGGCUUUGCGUUCUUCUAUUGUAACCAAGAAGACCCGGCCCUUCAGGAACCCCAGUCGAUUCUUCGGAGUUAUGUUCGUCAGCUAGCGACGCUUCCACGUUAUCCCCAGAAAGUACAAACCCGGGUUCUGGAGCACUACCGAGUUGCUCAUAAACUCGGCAAAGCAUUAAGCCUCGAUGAUUGUAAGCAGGCAUUGUCUGAGCUAUUGGAUGUCUACCCUCGAACCAUCUUGGUUCUGGACGCUCUAGACGAAUGCGACAAGUGGUCUAGGGACAGCCUCAUCCGAAUUCUAGCAACGUUGGUUAAGGAGGCGAACCGUCCCGUCAAGCUGUUCGUUUCGAGCCGAAAAGAAGGAGACAUUGAAAAACUCCUCCCUUGGAAGAGCCUCAUUGAGAUCACCCCCGAGCACAGCGGAGCCGAUAUUGAAAAGUACAUUGACGAAGAGGUCGCCAAGAUGGACUUGGGCUGGGCUUCAAUUUCGCCCGAGGUCAGACGGCAAGUCAAGACAACCAUAUGUGCGCGCAGCAACGGGAUGUUCAGGUGGGCGUAUCUACAAAUGCAGCAGCUCAGGGAUUUACAAUCCGAGGAGAACAUCCGCGCGCGACUCGGUAAUCUUCCCGAGGAUCUGUGGGCUGCAUAUGACGAACUGUAUCACAACAAUGUAGGGCACGACCGAACCAUCCUGGAGCGGGCAGCCAAAUGGCUAAUGUGCGCUGACGGUUCCUUGUCGAUCGGCGUACUGCUCCCAGCUGUUCGAUUGGGCGUGACAAUCGACGACGACGGCCAAGAAGCUCUUGAAAUAUUGAGCACGCUGGCCGAGUCGACGUUGGAACAUAUUUGCCGCCACUUAAUGAUUGUCGAAGGCAAGCAAUGGCGUUUUUCUCAUGCAUCCGUCGUGGAUUACUUUAAGCGACGCUGGACAAGGCAGGAUGCCCGUUCCCAAGUGGCACACUUGUCUCUGUUAUGUCUCAUCGAAGGCUUCUCGAAGCGACCUGGUUUCCGCGCCCCGAAGCUGUGGCAACUUAAUCAACGAGACCUUGAAGCUAGCUUUUUUGGAUACAUACUAGUCACUUGGGCUCAGCUCGUCCCAGCCGUCUUGAGUCAGCAGCCAGGGAACAUGGCCGUCUCGCGGACUCUCAAGCGGUUUUUGGGGUCUGGAGGCGGGGGCCUCCAUUCUAGUCAACAAUACCGAGAUUGGGCUAUGCGCCAUCAGGAUCUGCGGAAGUACGAGCCCGGCCUACGGAUAUUAUUCGAUGCGAAAGACUUGGAACCGAUAGAUAGCCCUGUCUUCGCGAUAUGCAUCUUUGGCCUUUACAAUGGCCUCAAAGACUGGUGGGACGAAGCCAUCGACGUCUCACAGGUCAACAACGCAGGACUGGAUUUGCUCGCAAUUGCCGCAAAGUAUGGCCACGAGGAACUUUGCGACGCAAUCAUUGCGCGAGGAGGCAAUGUGAACAGACGUUUGAGUAGCGUCUUGGGAAGCGCAUUGGCUGAAGCUGUUGACAGAUCACAAGUCGGGACGAUGAAACUACUUCUUUCAAACGGCGCAGAUCUGAAUCUCGGCAACGUGAAGCCCCUCUGCAUCGCCGCCCGUGGAAGAGAUAAAUCUGAGCUUGUCGAAAUGUUUCUCAAGGCAGGAGCAGACCCAAACCUCCAAUGUGGCCAGGGUUGCGAUUACGGCUGCCCUCUAGAAGUCGUAUGCCACCAGGGCGACUUGAAGCUGGCAAGGCUCCUCAUCGAGUAUGGAGCAAAUGUUAACCUCAACACCACGAACGGCCGUUUUGGGAGUCCUCUCGUAGCAGCUGCCGCGGGGUAUACGGCCGUGUGUGAUGAGCUGUUGAUCAAGCAUGGCGCCGACGUGAAUGCUCGUCUGGAGUGUGGACUAUAUGGCAGCCCUCUCGCGGCUGCUGUUGCUGGGUCUUGGGGGUCGGUCGACAGGCUCAGGUAUCUGAUCGAAGAUGACGGUGGGGAUGCCACGUCGGCGUCCUGGCGUCUACCUGGAGACACAUGGAUACAUGACGAAUGGGAGCCAUGGAUAGAUGAGGAUGAGGCGAUAUCGUGGGGUUGGGUUCCAAUCCAGAUGAGGAAAGACAUGGCAGCAUUUCUUAUGGAGAAGGGGGUGCGGAAGAGUGUUCUGAUCAAGAUGGGUUUCUGGGAAGAUGACUUGCAACAAGAUUGAGGGUCAGCUGAUGUAGAGCUCCUCGAGCACCAUCUAGCCAAGUUGGAUGCCUAUUCCACACGGAGGACACUGUGCUGGUAUUUGCUACAGAGUACUAGGGAUAUGGCCAUCACUCCGUUCGGGCUUAUCCCCUGGCCGAUGAAGUGUUAUUCAG